ACAAUUUUAUAGGAAUUUGUAUUCAGCCAGACAUUCUAGCUUCCAUGAAAGAACCUUCACUUUAACCCCACACGCAUUUUAGCUUAUUCCCCAAGAAAUCAGCCCUUUCUCAACUGGUCAACUUACAAUUUCAUGAAUCUUUACAUAUAUAACUACUUGUAGAAACACACACAUGGAACGUCUUUGCAUAUACAAUCCUCUUUAACGUUGAUUGAUUUCCUUUUAGAAUUUACCCAGAUCGAGAAAUUGUUGAUACAGUAAUGGUUCUGCCACUAUUGAAGCUUGGGACACUUGCAUUGAAAACACUGAGCAAACCCAUUGGCAGUAGGCUUAAGCAACAAGCUGGGUUGCACCCAAAGUUUCGUAAUUUCAUUGUCAGCAUGGCCCAGGCAAACCACCGGAUCACAACAACAAUGCAGAGGCGGUUAUAUGGUCAUGCAACCAAUGUAGAGAUACGGCCUUUGGAUGAAGAAAAAGCUGUUCAAGCUGCUGUUGAUCUUCUGGGGGAGGCUUUUGUCUUUUCGGUUGCAGUUGCUGCACUUUACUUUGAGGUGCAAAGAAGUUCUCGAUCAGAAGCGAAAAAGGAGGAACUUCGCAGACAAGAUCUGGAGCAAAUGAGGGAAAGAGAUGAUGCAUUGUCACGAGAGGUGGAGAGCCUGAAAAGCAAAAUUCAAGAGCUUGAACAGUUGGCAAGGGGACGAGGACUAGCUGGAGUGUUCAAUUUCAGACCUUCUCAAGUCGAAGAAGGCAAAGUACCAACACCAGCAUGAUCUUUUGUGUGAUGUUUUGGCAGCAAAAUGAUCAGAUAUUUUCUCAUUCUUUGGAGCCAAGAAUCAUAUGCCUUCUGUAAACCAGAAGCCUAGGCUCCUUGCUGAAAAUGAAGUUGAAUCUUAUGAAAAUUUCCAUUGAUGUUAUCAAUAUUGUGAGUUCCAUAGCCUGAGUUUUUGCUGUUUCCUCCUUUGAUUUAUGGCACUAUACUGAUUUUACUUAUGUCUAACACCACAUGCUUUCAAGAGACUUGUGUACUUAGCAGUUAGCAUCAUAGGGUGCUAAAUUGUGAAAUGUUGGAUUUGGAGAUUUUUUUUCAGCCAUGUUCUAAUGUUCAAUACUGGUGAGGUGACAUUUUGACCAGAUGCUCCUUACCUGCAAAAGUUUUAUGUAAUACAAAUAUAACACCAAUAUUUAUACUUUA
Solanum verrucosum is the source of this 1192-nucleotide messenger RNA. RefSeq names its product OPA3-like protein. NCBI's taxonomy places the organism in Eukaryota, Viridiplantae, Streptophyta, Magnoliopsida, Solanales, Solanaceae. The record is from RefSeq and is a predicted model, not a curated record. The transcript has 4 exons. Bases 261 to 770 code for a protein of 169 amino acids. Gene Ontology annotation, biological process: regulation of lipid metabolic process. Gene Ontology annotation, cellular component: mitochondrion.